GCAUUACGUCAUUGCUAAAUAUUUUGGUUUGCGGGUCACUGCAACUCAAUGAUCACGUCUAUUUACGUGCUGCGCAACAGUCACGGGACCACUCGUUGCACAACAGUACACGUAGGGGUGCAAAACUUGCAUUGUCAUCGUUGCAGCGACGCUUAGCAGUGAGAUUUUCCCAGCGAACGCCAACCGAGAAUCGACGAUGUCGCUUACCGUGAAAGCCUACCUAGAGCGCUCGGGAGGGUCGGCCGACCAGCCCGCCCAAGAGAUCCGCCGCUUCGCGAUGGACCCCGACGUGUCGUCCAACUAUGACUACCUGUCCCGUAAGGUGGCCCAGGUCUUCCCGUCCCUGUCCGACCCCGGAGACUUCAAGCUCUUCUGGAAAGAUGGCGAGGGUGACCUUGUGUCUUUCUCCAGUGAUGAGGAGCUGUUGGAAGCCCUCGGAUUUGUCAACGAUGGCAUCUUCCGCAUCUAUGUGAAAGUGUCUGGUGGAGGCCCCUCCCAGCCAGAUGGAAUCUUCCACCCCAAUGUGGUCUGCGAUGGAUGUAACGGCCCCGUCAUGGGGUCAAGGUUCAAGUGCACCGUGUGUCCCGACUUCGACCUGUGCGGGAACUGCGAGGGGGUCGGCCUGCACCCGGAACACGAGCUGCUCCGCAUGCGCAACCCGACUGCGCCCGGGCACCCCCCCUUCUGCGGUGGGAUGUUUGGACCCCCUCCACCCCCUGGCUGUCCCCCUGGACACCCCCACGGUGGUCCCCCUCACUUCCCUGGACAGCAGGGAUACGGACCAGGAGGGCCUGGCUGGUUCAUGCCUCGCCGCUGGUGGCGUCAUUGGGCCCGUGGGAUGUUCGGAGCCAACGCACAACGCGGCAGGCGCCGUUGCCAUGACGAAGAAGCCGAUCCCGAAACCGAGGCUGCCGAGGAGGCAAAGCAGGCUCCCGCCGACGGGGAACAGCCCCAGGAAUCCACCAAUCAGGAGGCCGGAGCGCAGGAGGACGGUACCCAGGAGUCGGGCGGCGCGGCGGGACCACGUGAGGAUGGCGGUGAGGCUCCGCCGGCCUUUGAUUACCUGCAGCACGUAGGACAGGCGGUGGCAAGCAUGCUGGAUCCCCUGGGCAUUGAUGUCGACAUUGACGUGGAGCACCAGGGCCAGCGCAGGAAGUGCCCGCGCCGCUGGGCGGAGUUUGAGGGCGCGUGGGGACAGCAGGGGCCGGAGUGCGGGCCCUGGAACUGGCCCGGCGGGAAGGGCGGAAGGUGCGGCCGGAAGGGCAUGAAGAAGGCCAUGAAGAUGCAGAAGAAGAUGCAGAAGAAGCAGGGGAAGAUGUCAGCAGAGGGAAAGGGAGCUGAGGAGGAGGAGGAGAGGGAGGUACCUGUUACCAUGGAAACACAGGAGGGACCACAGGCUGAGAAACAAGCAGAGCAGGAGGUCAUGGAGGUGACGAAGGAUGACAGCAGCAGCAGUGAUGCUGACGGUUGGACCCACCUCAGCCCAAAGGAGGGAGAGUUCACUAACGAUCAUGAGACAGGAGAGGGGGCAGAUGCCGCCAAACAGAAGCGCAAGGCCAAGGAGCAAGAAACUGUGGUGACGGCCCAACCACCUGCUGCGGGAACUGCAGGCACAGGGGGCGCUCCUGUCACCACCCAACCGUCACCCUCUCGCCCGACCGCCCCUCCCCCAGUCACUGCGGCUGCGGAGUUCGACAAACAGCUGGCUGAGGCGAUCGCACAGAUGGAGGCCAUGGGUUUCCGUGACGACAACGGCUGGCUGUCCUCCCUGCUGGUUGCCAAGAACUACGACAUCGCGCAGGUUCUGGACUCGCUUUACCCGACCGGGCGCAAGCCGGACAGCCUCCCGCCAUACGUGUAAGAUGACGGGCUCUCCGACUCACCCUCGCGACAAGUGACGACAAGCAGAACAGCUUCUAAUAGCUUAUACACAGAAAUAUGCUAGUUUAAGCAAUUUUUCCACUCAAGCAGAAUAGCGUCUAAUAGAAUAUACAGAAAAAAUACUAGUAUAAGCAGUUCUUGCACUUGCCUCAGAUAUAUUAGUAGAGAAAAUAUGAUUUAUGAUUUUCAUAUGAUGUUGACAUCCACGAGACAUCCAGACAGUCUUUGUUACGCAGUGUGACAACCAAGGUCACAUGUAGGAAGGUCAUACAACAACCUGCACAUCAGCCAUUCCUAGCUGUUUAUCACAAUUAGCAGUUCAACCAAUCACAGCAUAGUAAUUUACGAUUCGACCAAUGAAAAAGUGGCUGCAUGCCCAUCAUAUAUAUAUUCGCAUUUUUAUGCCUUAUUUUACAUUUUCACGGAGGUGGCUUGAGCUAUGGGAUUGGUCUGAUAGAAGAGCUUUGUCUUGUCAGUGAGGGGAGAGAAGCAGAGUUUUAUUGUUUUGCAAUUUUAAAUCAACUUUUAUCAUUAUUAAAUAACUCUCUAUGGUAAACUUAACUGUAUCCAGCUUCUUGCUCUGUCACUAUGUGUUAUUCACUAUCUUGGCAUUUAAAAGCUCAACAGGGAAGAUGAAGAAAGAUGUGGUACAUGUGGAAUGGAGAAUGUUAU
This is a messenger RNA of Branchiostoma floridae (Florida lancelet), 2553 nucleotides long. Its product is annotated as sequestosome-1-like. Gene Ontology annotation, molecular function: K63-linked polyubiquitin modification-dependent protein binding; zinc ion binding; protein kinase C binding. Gene Ontology annotation, cellular component: amphisome; aggresome. NCBI's taxonomy places the organism in Eukaryota, Metazoa, Chordata, Leptocardii, Amphioxiformes, Branchiostomatidae. Gene Ontology annotation, biological process: aggrephagy; mitophagy; endosome organization. The transcript is spliced from 9 exons. The record is from RefSeq and is a predicted model, not a curated record. The coding region runs from base 197 to 1861 and encodes 554 amino acids.